Dreissena polymorpha is the source of this 5221-nucleotide messenger RNA. RefSeq names its product ubiquitin carboxyl-terminal hydrolase 8-like. The transcript has 18 exons. The coding region runs from base 165 to 1844 and encodes 559 amino acids. The record is from RefSeq and is a predicted model, not a curated record. Gene Ontology annotation, cellular component: eukaryotic translation initiation factor 3 complex. Gene Ontology annotation, molecular function: cysteine-type deubiquitinase activity; translation initiation factor activity; translation initiation factor binding. Gene Ontology annotation, biological process: protein deubiquitination; translational initiation. Lineage: Eukaryota; Metazoa; Mollusca; Bivalvia; Myida; Dreissenidae.
GGAUUUAUUUAUCUGAACAGAAGGACGCGUGAAUUUGUAAAAUGUUAACCUUAAUGGGAUAUUAUGCACACAUGGGAGAAAACCGACCACUUAACAAACCUAUGAAGUUCAUCAAGAAUUAGAAGGCACUGAAUAUCUCAAACAACAAAAGAUAUAUACACAAGAUGGCAGGUCUACCUACAAAAAAGAAGACAAACGACUUCGAGAUCCCAUCCAAGACAACUAGCAGGAUGUUAAAAAAUGCAAGACAGGUCGCAAGGACGGUUGAUGAUGAACAUGCGCUGAAAUACAGGAACGACGGUACGUUGAAAGGCAACCCAAGUAGGGCAACUGAUCUGAGUUCAAUCAGCAAAAAGGCUAAGAAGCAUUCUGGACGACUUGAAGAGAGGUGUAAGGAGCUCACAGCCAUUAUAAAUCGCACGAGAGAAAAAAUGAAGUACUUGAAAAGUCUUCAAAAAGAAUGUUCUGAUCUAUGCGAGGCCUAUGCCAAGGUGAUGGAGAUUGUGGACAUGGAAGGGGCAACGAGUUCUUGUAUCACCACCUUGAAAAACCUCGACUUCUUCAUCGCAGAGUGCUUGGAGAGCCAAGAAGUCCGUGCAAAGCGGAACCAGAGUCUAACCACGAUGAAAGAGCUGAAAACGAAACUACAAAAAUACCUGGCUGAACCUGGCGAGAGUGAUAUGGACGAUGGUUUAGAAGAACUUCCAGAUGUAAUGAAGAGUUCACAUUCAAAAGACGAUGAUCCACACGCGUCUGCUUUCUUGAAGAAAAAGACACCCAUAAAACAUGAUGUUCAAGCGUUAACAGGACUCAAAAACCUAGGCAACAGUUGCUACAUGAACAGCACUAUUCAAUGCCUAAACAAUACGUUGCAAUUGGUAAACUACUUCAGAUCUGACAGCUACCGGCAAACCAACUGCAACAGACACCAUGGGCAGUUAGUAUAUGAAUUUGCUUACCUGGUGAAGGAUCUUUGGUCCGGCGAACAUCUCUGUAUAAAACCCGAGCUUUUUAAGGCGGCAAUUGGUCGAUGUCAGCCGAAGUUUGCGGGUUCUAAACAAGAGGAUUGUCAGGAGUUUCUUACAUUUCUUAUGGAAGGACUUCACGAGGGACUCAACAAGGUUAAGGUCAAAAAACAAAUCCAGGAGCAAACAAAUGAAGGACUUACCGACGAAAUGGCAGCGGAGAUUUCCUGGCGGGACCACAAACUGAAUAACGACUCCAUCCUAGUGGAACUCUUCCAAGGUCAGUUCAAGAAGACCAUUAUGUGUCGGACAUGCAGCAAACAGAUCGUGGAUUUCGAGACAUUCAUGUAUCUGUUUCUGCCCAUACCCAAUACAACUUAUUGUACACUCCAGGAUUGCCUGAUGCAUUUUUCUGCCGAGAAAAGUGUUACAGGAAAUUGUCUGAUGCCUGCCCCAAACUGCGGGGAAAACAGUGACACUUUCAUGAAACUAGAGAUUUGGAAAGUGCCUCAAAUACUUAUUAUCGUUCUCAAAAGGUUUAAAAUGGAAGGCAAUUGGUGGACAAAGAUCGACGCGCCCGUGGAUAUCCCGACGAGGGAUGUGGAUUUCUCCCGGUUUGUUAUUGGUCCACGUCCAAAGAUUUAUAAUCUGUAUGCAGUGUCGAAUCAUUCUGGAACUCUUUCCAGUGGCCAUUACACUGCUUGCUGUAGAAACCCGUGUAAUCAGAAAUGGUACAAGUUUAAUGAUUCGAUAGUCCAAGAGGCUUAUGAACCCAUUGGCAAGUCAUCUGCUGCAUACGUCCUUUACUACACGUCUAUGGAUAAGCAGAGCUGGACACCCAGCUCCAGCUCAGAAGCAAAACAUACGACGAAGAAAUGAAAUGUGCUUAUGUGUGUACUUACUAUCUACAUAACAACUAUCUUCGGAAAUACUAGUUAACAGCAAAGUCUUAAAAUUAUAAAAGAUAUGUUUGUCAAGCGUGUGAUUUUCUGUAAUUUUAAAAUUUUAAAAGCCACGAUUGCCGGUGAUCAUAUUGAAGAUUUUCAAAUGUAUCUUGAAACCAGUGAAGAAAAUAUAGAAAUUUUAAAAUAUUUAUUUAGUGUGGAAUAUAUACAAUGUUUAGCGAGGCUUAGAAAACCUAAACACGUUUUGGUGGUUUAAACCACUAAGACUAAGAUGCAAAUAGCUUAAGAUGAGAUGAUUGUAAAGAGUGUGAUAAUUUAUGAGUUACGUUUUAUGUUAACAAUGCGUGGAUGUUUAAUUGCCAUUUCUCUCUUGAUGUCACAAGUGACACGCCAUUUAUAAGAGUAAUAGUGCUGUUAUUUUGUCAUAUAAAAGGUAUGUCCUUACAAAGUGAUCCUUUAACGAAAACAACAUAAAUAUGUGUGUCCCAAUAUACUAAUUGUAUACCUUGUUGUGUAUAUUCGAUGGAACUUAACAGUGAUAAUUCUCUUGACAUUCAAUACGCAGCAUGAAAUAAAGUACUAAACCUUUCAAGGACACCUAGUAUGGUUUGGUAUGGUCAUAAAGGGAUGCGUGGAGGAAUGAAACCUUAGAAAAAAAUUCUCUAUUAAUUCACUUCGUAUCAUGACAUAAAAAACAACUGUACCUACCUUGAAUUUACAAUUGACAGCACUGGUUACGGACAGAGAGAUACACAUGAAGUGGUGUGGAGAGAUUCACAAAGGCUAGGAACUUCACAGUAGGAAUUAUCAAUCGAUUUAUUACAUGUCAUCUACAGGAAUAAUGAAACUCAUCACGCAUUAUCAGGAAAAUAACGUCUUAUAAACACUCGUAACUCUUGUAUUUAUGUCCAGUUAGCAAUUAUCCAUACAGGGCAAUACAUACAACAGAACAUGAAAUAUGCAUUUUUGAAUCACCGAUACAAUUAAUUCCAGUGUUCAGAGCAGUUUAAAAAUGCAAAAUUCAAAUUGCAUGCCUUAAAAUUAUGAUAAAACAUGAGCAAUGUGAUUCUAAUGGAAAGAUAUCUAAACAUACAAAACAAUGUACACAAUACAUUCAAUCUUCAUUCAAACAAACAAACAGAACUAUAAAACACAACAUGUGAACAAAACACAAGAAAAGACACAAGAUGCACAGAGUUUUAUUUCAAAUUAAUGUCCGAUUUUAAAUUUCGAUGAACUUAGGUUUGCGUGAAAGAAAACUUAAUGUCCCAUAAUUAAAAACACCAUAAUUCUUUAAAUUAGGCUUUUUAUUUCUGAUAGAUAUAAGCAGAACUAAUGUUUGAAAUUUGAUGGAAUUACACGCUGUUGAUGGAAUUAUAAGCCGUUUCAUUUAGGACUGUCCUAUGCAUGAUAAAAUUAAUAUAUUUAAUGUAGUAUGUACGUAUGUGUACAAUCGGUGUGCAAUAUGGUAAUAAUGAUGCGGUGUACAUCAGAGCGGUCAAUCUAUUAAAACUUUUUCCAAAUAACGGGGAUAUAAAAUGAAAAACAUGUAUACAUUAAAACAAUUUCAUGUAUAAGCUUUUAUAAAACACUGCCCAUUUUGUUUCCUGUAACGUUAAUCAACUCUUUGUGGAAUUAACACUUGGUAAUUUAACUGAUAUUUAGCUUUAUAAAGAAUCUAUAAUUAAGGACAACUCAAUACAUAUCCUGUCUAUUUUAAUAAACGUGUAAGAAACAAGCAUUCAAAUUGAGUUAGGAAAUAUAGUAACAUUUUAUUUAAAUUGACUGUUAUAUGUUAUUGUUAUUAUGACGAGUCAUGCCGUUAUGUCUAUCUUCUGAUGCAGCACUUUGAUUUAAGUGGCGAAUUGUAUUUAUGAAGAGCAAUUCAUCAAUGUCCUCUGUACAAUAAUUAUAGGUGUAAAUUUGGGGUGGACGAAGUACAUUUGUGUCAUGCUAUGAAGUAAAUGAGAUAAGAAUACUCAUUGUUAGGUACCAUUUCUUAAUCUCCUUGCUACUACCAAACUAGGUGUAUACCUGAGGUACGUUCAGUACUUGUAGUUUAUAGGUGAAACAAACCUCAGUAUAAGUAAUAAAAAUUGAUAUUAAUCACAGUGUCCCAUUAAACGUUAACCGAUUUAUAGUUAUCUUACAUUGCUCUUUAAUUUGACUAACAAUUCUUUGAGCUUAAUGUCUGGACUAAGUGUGAGGUUCGACACGCCAUUUAUCCGUUUUAAACUCUAAAGUAUUUCAAUGACCAUUCCAAGACGGUGAUACUGCUUUAUUCAUUUUCAUAAUGGAACCUUUAUCUCUCUUGAUGAAUCAAAUAAAAUGUGUAAUUUGAACAUACAUUUCAUUCAUUAUACAGGGGUGAGAAAAGAAAUAGAUACAUUUGGAAAAAUAAUGUAUAUCUUGCACUACCCAACAAAUUAUCAAAUUAUUUUAGCCCCAUUACUUACAAAAAGAUUAAACAUCAUUCUAAAUUAAUAUAAAGACUAAAUAUCAGUAAAAGCAAAAUGAUGUACACAAAUCAAUACCAUAUGUUAUGAAAAAAAAAUGGCAUUUUUUUAUUUCGCAGACAUAUUGAGGAAAAUUUAGAACAUGCAUUAUGGGAAUGUCAAAUACCGUAAGAAAUUAUUGAUGCCAUGUUACCAAGACAAUCUUUUCUGUUCAUUUACAUGACAUUCUUUCUACUUGGAUAUUCAUUUAAGUCUGUUAGAACCAUAAAUAAUGUUAUUCCGUCUAUAAAUCUAUACUUAUACAAGUCUAAAAUGAAUAAAUGCAUUCAAAACAUAACAUGUGCAAAGAACUACACUUAGUGUAAAUAUGAUAUUUUAAGAAAAAUAUCAUUUAAAAAAAAAACAGAAUCCAUUGACGGUGAAUGGGAAUUUUUAAAUCCUAUUGUCCCACAAACAAAAAACUCUAAAUUUGAUGAUUGCUGUAUUUGUAGAUACUGUUUACAAACUCUAUUUUAAGCGUACCGUUACUCAAAUAAAAUUGAAUGUAGGACCUGUGUGUUUUUAAAUAUAUUUGCAUGCACCUAGUAUUGUUUGUCUAUGCCCUCUGCAGCUGUUAUUACAAUGUACACAUUCUUUGCUGUCGAUACACACUGGAAGAUGUCUUUUUGUUCUAUUUUAUGAAUUUCUUGUAUGAUUUUCAACACACAACUUCGUGUAAUUUUAACGUUUACAAAAUAUUUCACUAACGUAUACGCUUUAUCUGUCGUUGACUACUAUUAUAUAUUGACUUGAGAAAUGUGAGAAUGCAUAAAAUGUUUUUGUUGUUGUUUAUUUUUCGUGUCUGAAUGCAUAAUAUUAUUGUUAUACUUCAUACUGUAUGUGUGCUUGUUUGCAA